AUGUCCUGUCAUGGUAAAACUGGAGGCAAAGGGUGUGCCAAGGCCAAGAUUUGCUCCUCCAAAGCCUAUCUCCAGCUCCCUGUCGGCUGCAUCCACCAGCUGCUGUGCAAGGGUCGCUUUGCUGGACGUGUCUGGGCUGGAGCCCUCAUCUACUUGGCUGCCGUCCUCGAGUACUUGAAGGCAAGAGCCUCGAGCUGGCCGGCAAUGCAGCCCGGGACAACGCCCACUCGCCACCUGCAACUCUCCAUCCACAACGACCAGGUGUGCAACAAUUUGCUAGGAGGGGUCACCAUAGCCCAGGGUGGGGUCCUGCGCAACAUCCAGGCUGUGCUGCGGCCUAAGAAAACCGGGCACCCCGCGAGGUUUAUGCCUGAAGGGGCGAGAUCAGAAAAAGAUCAAUUUCUUGCUGGGCCAUUUUAA
Molecule: messenger RNA, 420 nt
Organism: Carcharodon carcharias (great white shark)
Lineage: Eukaryota; Metazoa; Chordata; Chondrichthyes; Lamniformes; Lamnidae
Product: histone H2A-like
Exons: 1
Coding region: 1-420 (139 amino acids)
Cellular component (GO): nucleosome
Molecular function (GO): protein heterodimerization activity; DNA binding; structural constituent of chromatin
Source: RefSeq, a predicted model, not a curated record